Messenger RNA from Selaginella moellendorffii, 3065 nucleotides. Its product is annotated as DNA mismatch repair protein MSH7. Bases 41 to 2926 code for a protein of 961 amino acids. Gene Ontology annotation, cellular component: MutSalpha complex; nucleus. Gene Ontology annotation, molecular function: mismatched DNA binding; ATP binding; ATP-dependent DNA damage sensor activity. Gene Ontology annotation, biological process: mismatch repair. The transcript is spliced from 17 exons. The record is from RefSeq and is a predicted model, not a curated record. Lineage: Eukaryota; Viridiplantae; Streptophyta; Lycopodiopsida; Selaginellales; Selaginellaceae.
AGUCACAUUCCCGCCAUUUAGGCUUAGCUGGGGUUUUAGGAUGUCACGGCAGCGAUCACUGCUCGCGUUCUAUGACAAGGAUACGAGCCGGAAGCAGGGGCGGCCCAGGCGGCCCAGGCUGGACAAUCCAAUCGAGCUCGGCGAUUCACAGGUGGAUCAAAGGCAGAAGCUCAUCGAAAGCAUUACACACAAGAUGAGGAAGCCAGUGCCUACUUCCGAUAAAAGAUUGGAAGUUCCUUUGGUGCCCGGUACUAAGCGCGUUCGUGACGAUUUCUCGAGAGAAACCUUUGAUGAGAGCAAACGCAAGAAAUUGCUGGAAGCUCUUGGUGACGACGAAGGCUCGAAGCAAGGUGCUUGGGCAGAAGCUCAAGCCAAGUUUGAGUGGAUGCAACCAUCAAACAUUCGCGAUGGAAAUGGAAGGAAUCACAGUGAUCCCUUGUUCGACGUCAGGACCGUCCACAUUCCAGAGAACGUGCUCAAGAAAAUGUCCGCAUCGCAGAGGCAGUAUUGGACAACCAAAUGCCACUACAUGGAUAUUGUUCUUUUUUUCAAAGUGGGGAAGUUUUACGAGCUUUAUGAACUAGAUGCUGAGAUCGGGCACAAAGAGCUCGACUGGAAAAUGACAAUCAGUGGAGUUGGAAAGUGUAGACAGGUUGGAGUGCCUGAGAGUGGAAUUGAAGACGCUGUUCAGAAGCUUGUGGCUCGGGGCUACAAAAUCGGACGAAUGGAACAAGUAGAAACUUCAGAGCAAGCCAAGGCUAAAAGAGGUCCAAAUGCCAUGGUAGAGAGAAAGCUUGUUCAGGUAGUCACGCCUUCAACACUCACGGACGGGAUAAUGAAACCGGAAGCCAUUCACUUGCUAGCAGUGAAAGAGGAAAACUCUGGGCCAAGCGCUGUAAUUUAUGGGUUUGCUUUCGCUGACGCUGCCGGUGGUCUUUGCUAUGUCGGCUCAUUCUGUGAUAAUGAUGCGUAUUCUGCCUUGGAUGCGCUCGUCAUGCAGAUAGCACCUCAAGAGGUGCUUUACGAAAUAGGAGGUCUCUCGCCAGGUGCCUUAAAAGUGUUUCAACGCUAUAUUCGUCCUGGGUCUUUACCACUGGUUCUUACACCUUUGCAACCAGGUGCUGACUUCCCUGAGCCAGCCACUGUUUUAGAGCUGAUUAGCUCUCGUGGAUAUUUCCAAGAGUGCGUCAAGUGCUCUGGGCAACAGCCUGGCUUUCCAGGAGUUCUCGACACUGUUGAUCAUAAAGACGCUGCUAUGACCGCAUUGGGAGCUCUCGUAUCUCAUUUACACAGGAUCAAGAUGGACGCGGAGAUAUAUAAUGGUGUUCUCUGUGCGUAUGAACUAUAUUGGGGCUUUAUGAGGCUUGACGGUCAGACAAUAGCCAACUUAGAGUUGCUUGCAAACACAGCCAACGGAGGCAAGGCUGGAAGCCUCAUGGGAUACCUUGACAGCUGCGCAACUGCUUUCGCAAAACGUCUUCUUCGACGUUGGAUUUGCCAUCCACUUCAAGACACCAAAGCUAUAAAUCAUCGUCUAGAUUCAGUCGAGGAGCUUCUGUGCAAUCCCGAAUGUGCUGCUGAGUUGCGAGCAUUACUCCGGAAGGUGCCAGAUCUGGAGCGACUCAGUGCCCGCUUACGGGGAUUUUCUGAUAGUUCUUUCGCUGAAGUGUUACUACCUCUUGCAAAACAGGCAUUUCAGCGGAGGUUGAAGACAUUGUGCCUUGCUGUUUCGGGACUUCUGCGUGCUUACCAGGUCCUCGAGUGCCUUAGGCAGAUGCCCGCGAAGGCACGUCUUCUACGUCGAGCUUGUAAGCUAUUAAAGGUGAAGAGCAGCAUCGAAUGUCUGUGGAGCAUGGAACCAAAGCUCGACAUGGAGAAACAGUCUUUGAACACAGACCAGGACGAGGACGAGGAAACGCAAAGAAAGACUUUGAGCUGGAUGAUACUCGAGUUUAACAAGCAUCAGCGCCAUUGGACAGCCAUCGUUGAUGCAUUGAGCUACAUCGACGUGCUAAUAUCUUUCGCAGCCGCUAAACGAGCAGCAGAAGGGCCGACAUGCCGUCCGACGUUCGUUGCUGCUGAUCAAGGCGUUGCUGUUUUGGAAAUGCAAGGCCUAUGGCAUCCAUUUGCAGCAGCAGGCAUGGGUGGGACUUUCGUGCCAAACGACAUAGCACUGGGCCUUGGUAAGCCUCGAGCGAUACUUCUCACAGGACCAAACAUGGGCGGGAAAUCUACAUUGCUCAGAGCAACGUGUGUGGCUACUCUCAUGGCACAACUUGGCUGCUAUGUUCCAAGUGAAUCGUGCACGCUAUCCCUCGUCGACACCAUAUUCACUCGUAUUGGAGCUCGUGAUAGAAUCAUGUCUGGCGAGAGCACAUUCAUGGUCGAAUGCGCAGAAGCUGGGUCCAUCCUCUGCAAUGCAACUAGCAACUCGUUGGUGGUACUGGACGAGCUUGGCCGGGGAACCUCCACUUUUGAUGGUUACGCUAUAGCUUAUGCGGUUUUCCGGCAUCUGGUGGAAGCAGUGGGAUGCAGGCUAGUGUUUGCGACGCAUUACCACCCGCUGACACAGGAAUUCUCUGGGCAUCCAUCUGUGAGCCUCCAACACAUGGCCUGCUCGUUUGACAGCAGCUCUAGCGACAGGCAACUGGCGUUCUUGUACAAGCUGAGAGCCGGUGCCAGUUCUGCAAGCUAUGGUCUCCAAGUCGCUCUUCUCGCCGGGAUCCCGGCCUCGGUUGUCGACGCUGCAAGGGGUGCUAGCGAGCUCAUUGCUCCGCGGCUCCGAGGCUUUAGCAGCAGUGGCAUGCUAAACUGCUGGCUGCGACGGGUUUGCUCCACGGCCAUGGACAGUGGUUCCAUUGCUGGUGCUCAAGAAGAUUACAAGUCGUUGCUAGGCCUGUGGAGCGAGCUCCAAACCGCUCUGUAAGUAUGUAUGCUUAUCCUGGUUGUUUCCAGCUAUGAGCACAAAGGCAAGAUUAGAAUCUCCUGACAAGAUAAAGCUAUGUUCCUCAAGUAGCUAUGGUACGAGAUACUAAGAUAAUGAGUACUGUGGGUGAGAAAAUUGA